Microthlaspi erraticum is the source of this 294-nucleotide messenger RNA. Lineage: Eukaryota; Viridiplantae; Streptophyta; Magnoliopsida; Brassicales; Brassicaceae. The record is from the annotation of a GenBank genome assembly.
AUGCAAGAAAAUAUGAAAUGGUAUAUACAAGGGUUGGUGUUUGGAUACCUCAGUGCCCCCCAAAGAACUGGGAGGCAAGGUCGUGGUCUGGAGAGGGCAGACGGCCAUCAGGAGCUCCACUGGGUCUGUCACUCGAUCGAGCUUGCUCUUGGCUCGAUCGAGUUGUGCCUCGAGUUAGCUUCCUUCCUAAAACCUGUUCCUGCAAGACUUAGCCAAGAAAAUCACAGAGAUAAAAGGAUAAAGAAAUAUGUACAAGAUAGACAUGGGAAUUCCUCCCAAGUGAGCUUGUUUUAG